This is a messenger RNA of Pseudogymnoascus verrucosus, 670 nucleotides long. RefSeq lists its product as uncharacterized. The record is from RefSeq and is a predicted model, not a curated record. The coding region runs from base 1 to 612 and encodes 203 amino acids. The transcript has a single exon. Lineage: Eukaryota; Fungi; Ascomycota; Leotiomycetes; Thelebolales; Thelebolaceae.
AUGAAGAAGCUAGAGCAUUGUGCCCUCGCUGAAAUCAUCUUCUCUCGGAUGGCGCAGAGUUAUACCUCUCGGGGUGGAGGGUUCAACGGAGCCAUCGCCGGAGCCAGCAUCCAAGGGGCCCACGCCCUUACUGGUGUCGCAUGGGAGGAGAUCGCAGGGGUGGCACCAGACUGGGUGCUCAGCAAUCACUAUACGUCUGAUGCGGCGAAGGUGCGUGCUGUGGUCCAAGACCACCAUGCCCGAAUUUCCUGCGCGCAGGCCGUGGCGCCGCACCAGGCUAUUUAUGGCAGAAUUCAGGGGAUGCUCUCCGCCGAGGAGAGUGCUAGUAUGGACGCCUGCGCGGAUGCAGCUCGCUCUGUCGCUUACAGCCAGCUGGCUGCCGGAGACUACAGCCAAGGAUCAGAGGAUGGCACCACCCCCGCAGACCGCGCCGACGAGACCGAAGAUGACAUGGAGGACGGUACCGUACAGGAAGACGACGAUGAGAUCGAGUCAUAUGGGCUUGCUCCUAUGAUGGACCUGGGAUCACCGGAUUAUGAGCGGGACGUUGAUCCCAUCAUCGACAGCAGCGACCCCAUCGUCCCAGCUCUUCGCCGCGCUCGCCUUCCAUAGGUGUUUAUUUUGUUUUUUUCUAUUGUUCUUCCUAUCAUACAGCACCUCUUGUCAUCCC